Messenger RNA from Cuscuta epithymum, 1483 nucleotides. Lineage: Eukaryota; Viridiplantae; Streptophyta; Magnoliopsida; Solanales; Convolvulaceae. The record is from the annotation of a GenBank genome assembly.
UUUGCAAAUACUACUUUCUGUUUGGGUUCUUCAAAAUAAGAAAUCAGGUGUCUCAUUUUGAAUGCAGGCACAGACGAGUUGCGCUCAUCUUCUCUCAUCCCCAUCUCCAUCCUUCCAUUUUUCUUGCUGGAAUAUGUACCGAGCAUAAGAAGCGUCUGAACAGAGAUCCUUAUUUCCCUCUGCCGAUCCAGGGAAACUUCUCUUUCAUUUCCGCUGGUUUCCCACUCCCGCUCUUCUUCUCGUUGGAUCAGCGUUCAGAUUCCAAUUGCCCGGACAAAAAGAAAGAAUAUUAUAAAUGGGUUCGAGAUCGAACGCCUACUUCUACCUUCUUCCUCUCUUACUUCUUCUGCUCACGGCCAAACUGAUUUCUGCUCAGGAGAAUGUGGAUGAUGCUGGAAUAGAAGAGUCGAGGGGAAGGAUUAGAGAUCUGGGUCGUCGCAGUAAAAUUCUUGUAGACAAUCUUAAGACUGGAGAUGGGAUACAGGAUAAGAAUGAUCCUGAAUUUGUCAGCGUCGCUGUUAACUUGGACACAGGUCUGGGAAUAUUUGAUGCCUUAUUUGCAAGUUUGUCGAUGAUCCUUGUCAGUGAGAUUGGUGAUGAGACAUUUAUAAUAGCAGCUCUUAUGGCAAUGCGUCACCCAAAGUCAAUUGUUCUAUCUGGUGCCCUAAGUGCCUUGUUUAUAAUGACGAUACUUUCAACUGGUCUCGGCAGGAUUGUGCCUAAUCUGAUAUCAAGGAAGCAUACAAACAGUGCUGCUACAGUUCUUUAUGCAUUCUUUGGGCUUCGACUACUUUACAUUGCAUGGAGGUCAGAUCCAAAAGCUUCCCAGAAAAAGGAAAUAGAGGAAGUAGAAGAGAAACUUGAUGGUGGGCAGGGGAAAACAACAGUUAGGCGAUUCCUCUCUAGGUUCUGUACCCCAAUAUAUUUGGAGUCAUUUAUCUUGACAUUUCUGGCAGAAUGGGGAGACCGGAGCCAGAUAGCAACAAUUGCUCUAGCUACCCACAAAAAUGCAAUUGGAGUAGCUGUUGGUGCCACAAUCGGGCACACGAUUUGUACAUCUGUAGCAGUGGUGGGUGGAAGCAUGUUGGCGUCCAAAAUAUCACAGCGGACAGUGGCAACCAUAGGUGGCUUGCUCUUCCUCGGGUUUUCCUUGUCAUCCUAUUUCUACCCACCCCUAUAACUACAAGUUCAUAGAUACAUAUUUAUACCUCACAAUUCAGGAGCUCCUUUUCUCGUAUUUCUCUAUUUGAAAGUCAUAGAGUAGUAUUUUUUUCAAAUUGUUUGUUCAUUUUCUCUUAAAAACUUGACAGUGUAAGCACUAUAAGAAGUAUCAUUGAAAUAUAUAGCAUUUGGCUAAGACUCCUCGUAGUAUUGUGCUGACCAUUGUUGAUACUUGGAAUCGUUUUUUUAUAAAGUUGUGGCAUCUGCAUAUAAUGCAGUUUUUAUUGAAAACGAUUAAAUAUAACUUCAAAAUUGUUCUUCA